UGCUUCGGUGGAAUACUUACUACGAGUAAUUUUACUUAUGAGAGUCAUUUCUCCUGCCACCGCUCUACAGUUGGUGAUGUUGGACGUUCCAUCACCGACUGUCGUGGGUCAAGAGGUGGAGCUCACCUGUAGUUUUGACUUGAACGGUGACACACUGUACUCGGUAAAGUGGUACAAGGAUGACGUUGAAUUUUACCGUUACGUUCCUAACGACUGGCCUCCUGGGCAGUUUCUUCCGCUUGGUGGCGUCAGAGUUGACCUGUCGAAAUCCAAGGAGCAAUCAGUGUAUAUUCGAAAUGUUGCUUUGGAAACCGCUGGAAUUUAUAAAUGUGAAGUUUCAACUGAAGCGCCAGUAUUUGAUACGGUGUCAGCCAAGAAGGAGAUGAAAGUAUACGUGUUGCCAACGGAAGGUCCAAAAAUUACAGGAAGAUACAUGAAGUAUCAAAUAGGGGAUACGGUAACAGUCAACUGUACCUCAGCCAAGUCGAAACCAGCAGCCACGCUCAGCUGGUAUAUAAAUGACAAACUGGUUGGACCAGAGUAUGAAACGGUCUAUUCAACCAUCCUGCACGAUGAUGGCCUAGAAGUAUCCUGUUUAAGUCUUCGAUUGCUAAUAACACACGAUCAUUUCAGCGCUGGAAACAUGAGACUUAAGUGCGAGGCGAGUAUCCCACGUGUACGAUAUACGAUGAGUGAUGAAACGCUUGUUUUCACGGAUCAGCUUCAACACAUGUCAGGGCUCCAGAUUCGAGAGGAUUUGAUUAAAGGAAUAUAA
Messenger RNA from Limulus polyphemus (Atlantic horseshoe crab), 775 nucleotides. RefSeq lists its product as uncharacterized. Bases 38 to 775 code for a protein of 245 amino acids. The record is from RefSeq and is a predicted model, not a curated record. The transcript has 6 exons. Lineage: Eukaryota; Metazoa; Arthropoda; Merostomata; Xiphosura; Limulidae.